GUAGUACGCGGCUAUUCUCAAAUCUUAAAUAUCAAUUCUCAAUUCUCAAAACGUUACUAAUACUCGGUCUCCCUCUCCCAAAGCCUCAUACUCCAUAUAUAUUCUCUCCACUCUUUCAUUCUUUCUAUCUCCUUUCUUCUGCUCAUUCCAUUCUCACAUUCAAGAAAAUAAAGAAACCUUCACUCCCAUUUGUAAUAACCCUUUUUUUAAAAAAGAACAAAACAUGUAUAAUCAACAACAACCGCCUGUUGGUGUUCCUCCUCCUCAAGGUUAUCCACCAGAAGCAUACCCAAAAGAAGCAUACCCACCAGCCGGGUAUCCUACACAAGGCUACCCACCCCCACAAGGAGGUUAUGGAUACCCUCCACAAGGUGGGUACCCCCCUCCUCAGUAUGCCCCACAAUAUGCUCAACCUCCUCCUCAGCAACAGCAGCAAAGCGUUGGUUUCAUGGAAGGAUGGUAUACCUUCUUUUUCUUAGAUUUAGAUCUCAAAAUUUUUAAUUUCUACUUGUUCUAGUCCUCCGAGUUGACUCGGCUGUGUUGGAUGUUUUCAAUUCUCCGUAAAUUUCGGUUGGGUUGGUUAUUUGGGUGAGCAAAGUCUUGGCCUUCUUAUUUUUCUAUGACGAAAUUUGCUCUCUUUUUGAAGAUUUGUGCAAGGGGUAUUUUGUCAAUAAUCUGUCAUUUACUUGCUGGAUGACCUUAAGUUUGUACAUAUUACUCAACAAUCAAUCCAUUAUCUGUCAAUUUAUCAAGCUUUCUAUGUAAUGUGUUAGUAGGGUAUUUGCGAAGAUUUGGAAUUUCCACUGUAUGUUUGUGGUAUGAUAGCUUAUGAGUUAAACUUACAAUUUAUAACACAUUUUUAAACAAUAGACAUCCUCGAUAGAUUGAUAGCUCCAUGUUUGAUCAUGAUAACUUUUCUUGUGUGUUGGCCUAUUUGCAGAAAUUUAUAGUUUUGUGCAGAAGGUACCAGUGAUUAUUGGAUUUACAAUUGGAUUCAAAUUUUUUCUAGGAGAUGCAGCAAUUUGAAUUUUUGGCUAUAAUCUAUGCAUAGGAAAUUGCCUUUUUUCACUAUACUAAUCUGCUUUAUGGGUUUUCUUGCUCCUUUUAUCCGAAUGGUAGAACAAUCUUAGAUUAUAAGUAAUUACUAUUAUUUUCAUACAAUGUUCUUAGCCAGGGAAGCUUAACCACAUUACCAUAAGGAAUGUUGUAUUUUUUGUAACACUGCACCUUAAUCUUGUUUUCAUAAGGAGUAAUAAAUAUCCAGUUGGUUGAUGUUCCUCAUAUUUGAAGUAAUUGUGCUAUAUUCGCAAUAUCAUUGGGAUUAGAGAUGACAAUAGAGUCCAAUGAUUAUGUAUUGCGUAAACUUUAUGGGUUUUUUUUUAUUUAGGCAUGUGAAUAUAUCUCCCUUUUUAGUCUAAUUUUGGUGGCAGUGUGUUUGGAUUAGCUGAAAUAGAAUGGUUAUGCUAAUAAUUGGUGGAUGGUAGGUGGUAGGUACUACAAUGAGCAAAUGAUUAAUUUAAUUAGGCUGUAAUCAUAAAGAGGAAUAGGGCAAUUGUGCUGAAGCCUGAAGCCUGGAGCCUGGAGCCUGGAGCCUUAUUAGAAUAUAGCCUAGUGUUUUAUUCUCAUUCUUAGGGCUUAUGUGUUUUUUGAGAAUGAGAUGUUCUCUUCAACUUCUGGUUUCAGUCAAGUCAAUUUAUAAUUCAUAUAUUUUAUCCAGUUGGAAGUAAUGACCUGAAUAUUAUAAUAGGGCAGCCUUUAUUAUCUGACUUGGUUCAAAGUCCUGUAUUUUGUAAUUUUUAACUGAGAAGUGCUCAUCUGGUGAAAUCAAAAUCUGUGAAGUCUUGAGGAGAACUUGCCUGCAUGUUUAGGCUUGUUUCUUAUGGAAGCCACCAUUAGUCUUUCUUCAUGCACUCCCAUAAGUUUAGUAAGUAAAGGCACUUUCCUUAACGUCAUGCUUGUGAGAUGUGAUAUUCAGAAUAUUCCCAAUGCUGAUUAAUCGAUAACACUGAGUAAUUAAAAGUAAUUUUCAAAUCCGGUCAAUUUUUAAUUUGUCAAACAUGUGCUAAUAGUUUUGGUGCUUUGUUGCUUAAAGGACCAGUCAAAUGUUAUUGCUUUAUAGUAGCAUGUGCAGUCUUGGUAGAUGCUUUGUUUGUUAUAGGAUUUCGAGAAGAUAGACACUUAUCCUAGAAGUUAAGUUGUAUGUUGUAGCUGUACUUAUUUAUUCUCAUAUGUUUGUGUUGAACUUUAUUUUCUUAAAGCACUCUAAUGUCGUCAAUUUGGUAGUAUUGAGUUUGUACUCUGUUCUUAGCUUAAGUUCCAUUUGAUUUGCAGUUUGGCUGCUCUGUGCUGUUGCUGCCUGUUGGACGCCUGCUUUUGAUCGGGAGAUUUGAUUUGAAUUGGACUGGUCACUGGAUGAUGGUGAGAGUUAGACAAAAUUCAAUGGAUUCAAGGGGUUUGUUUCACAUGAUAUGUAGUUAUUAAACUCCCAAAAGUUUGAUUGCUCUUAAUUGUUUUUCGUAAAUAAUUUGAAAGUUGGAAUCAAAAAAAAAGUUUGUUUGUUUGCUCUUAUUGUUUUCUUUAAUUCUUGAUUUAAUAUUAUUAUUACACUAAGUUGUAUUAUCUGAA
Molecule: messenger RNA, 2625 nt
Organism: Amaranthus tricolor (Joseph's coat)
Lineage: Eukaryota; Viridiplantae; Streptophyta; Magnoliopsida; Caryophyllales; Amaranthaceae
Product: cysteine-rich and transmembrane domain-containing protein WIH2-like
Exons: 2
Coding region: 224-517 (97 amino acids)
Cellular component (GO): plasma membrane
Source: RefSeq, a predicted model, not a curated record